Molecule: messenger RNA, 390 nt
Organism: Glarea lozoyensis ATCC 20868
Lineage: Eukaryota; Fungi; Ascomycota; Leotiomycetes; Helotiales; Helotiaceae
Exons: 1
Coding region: 1-390 (129 amino acids)
Source: RefSeq, a predicted model, not a curated record
AUGCACCGGCCGCGACUUGCAACGCAACAAUGCUUAAAUGCGCAAGAGUAUGAGACGAGCAGUACAGGAUCAAGGUCGUCCAGCAAACCUCGAGUGCUUCAAUGUCAAGCGCACGCCUGGGUCGAAGGAGGGAGGGAGAUGAAAGGAGGUGCGCAGGUCGACAAGUUGGUGGCCGAUGCGCGGGGACGAGUAGAGAAGGUUCGAAUUCGAGAAUUUGGAGAACGAGACAGGACGUCUGGACGGUGGAAGUGUGGUGGAUGGAUGGAUGGAUGGGGGUGUUGGCGGAAGGGCAAGGUUGAAGACUGUUGGCUCGCCUUGGGGUGUCAGCGCAUGCGAAAAGCGGGUCCAGCAGGUCCAGAAAUAGCAGCGCAAAAGCGGGCGGCAACGUGA